Messenger RNA from Choloepus didactylus (southern two-toed sloth), 2226 nucleotides. RefSeq names its product 5'-aminolevulinate synthase 1 (gene ALAS1). Gene Ontology annotation, biological process: hemoglobin biosynthetic process; heme biosynthetic process; erythrocyte development. Gene Ontology annotation, molecular function: pyridoxal phosphate binding; 5-aminolevulinate synthase activity. The record is from RefSeq and is a predicted model, not a curated record. The transcript has 11 exons. Gene Ontology annotation, cellular component: mitochondrion; mitochondrial matrix. NCBI's taxonomy places the organism in Eukaryota, Metazoa, Chordata, Mammalia, Pilosa, Megalonychidae. The coding region runs from base 158 to 2080 and encodes 640 amino acids.
CUGCGCCUAUGGCGCAUGCGCAGCAGUCAUUCCCGCUCUAUAUUAGGGCGACGGCGCUCCGGCCUGAGGCUUCCAGCUGACAAGGGCAAAGGUUUGUCUUGCGUCCCCUCCGCCGCCUCCGCAGUUACCCGUGCAGGAGUCAGUGUACCUCUCGGACAUGGAGACUGUUGUUCGCCGCUGCCCAUUUUUAUCCCGCGUGCCCCAGGCCUUUCUGCAGAAGGCAGGCAAAUCUCUGUUGUUCUAUGCCCAAAACUGCCCCAAGAUGAUGGAAAUUGGGGCUAAGCCAGCCUCUCGGGCCUUGUCCACUUCAGCAGUAUGCUGCCAGCAGGUCGAAGAAACUCCUCCAGCCAACGAGAAAGACAAAACUGCCAAGGCUGAGGCCCAGCAGGCCCCUGAUAGGUCCCAGCAGAUUCCAGAUGGGACACAGCUUCCAUCUGGACAUCCGUCCUCUGCCACAAGCCAGGGUACUGCGAGCAAAUGCCCUUUCCUGGCAGCCCAGAUGAGCCAGAGGAGCAGCAGUGUCUUCCGCAAAGCCAGUCUAGAGCUUCAGGAGGACGUGCAGGAAAUGCAUGCCGUGCGGAAAGAAGUUGCCCAAACCCCAGUCAACCCCAGUGUGAUUACUGUGAAGACCGAGGCUAGGGAGCCGAGCGGUUUGCUGAAGAAUUUUCAGGAUAUCAUGCGAAAGCAAAGACCAGAGAGAGUAUCCCAUCUUCUUCAAGAUAACUUGCCAAAAUCUGUUGCCACUUUUCAGUAUGAUCGUUUCUUUGAGAAGAAAAUUGAUGAGAAAAAAAAUGACCACACUUACCGAGUUUUUAAAACUGUGAACCGGAGGGCACACAUCUUCCCCAUGGCGGAUGACUACUCGGACUCCCUCGUCACCAAAAAGCAGGUGUCAGUCUGGUGUAGCAACGACUACCUAGGAAUGAGUCGCCACCCACGGGUGUGUGGGGCCGUCAUGGAUACUUUGAAACAACAUGGUGCUGGGGCAGGUGGUACUAGAAAUAUUUCUGGAACUAGUAAAUUCCAUGUGGACCUGGAGCAGGAGCUGGCUGACCUCCACGGGAAAGAUGCAGCGCUCUUGUUUUCCUCGUGCUUUGUGGCCAAUGACUCAACCCUCUUCACUCUGGCUAAGAUGAUGCCAGGCUGUGAAAUUUACUCUGAUUCUGGGAACCAUGCCUCCAUGAUCCAAGGGAUUCGAAAUAGCCGAGUGCCAAAGUACAUCUUCCGCCACAAUGAUGUCAGCCAUCUCAGAGAACUGCUGCAAAGAUCCGACCCUUCCGUCCCCAAGAUUGUUGCAUUUGAAACUGUCCAUUCAAUGGAUGGGGCGGUGUGCCCAUUGGAAGAGCUGUGUGACGUUGCUCAUGAGUUUGGAGCAAUCACUUUUGUGGAUGAAGUCCACGCAGUGGGGCUGUAUGGGGCUCGAGGAGGAGGGAUUGGUGAUCGGGAUGGAGUCAUGCCCAAAAUGGACAUCAUUUCUGGGACACUCGGCAAGGCCUUUGGCUGUGUUGGGGGGUACAUCGCCAGCACGAGUUCUCUGAUUGACACCGUCCGGUCCUACGCUGCGGGCUUCAUUUUCACCACUUCCCUGCCGCCCAUGCUGCUGGCUGGAGCCCUGGAGUCUGUGCGGAUCUUGAAGAGUGCCGAGGGGCAGGUGCUUCGCCGCCAGCAUCAGCGCAACGUCAAGCUCAUGAGGCAGAUGCUAAUGGAUGCUGGCCUGCCAGUCGUCCACUGCCCCAGUCACAUCAUCCCGGUCCGGGUUGCAGAUGCUGCUAGAAACACAGAAGUCUGUGACAAACUAAUGAGCAGAUAUAAUAUCUAUGUUCAAGCAAUCAACUACCCCACGGUGCCGCGGGGGGCAGAGCUCCUACGUAUUGCCCCCACCCCUCAUCAUACGCCACAGAUGAUGGCUUACUUCCUUGAGAAUCUCCUGGCCACAUGGAAGCAAGUGGGACUGGAGCUGAAACCGCAUUCUUCGGCCGAGUGCAACUUCUGCAGAAGGCCACUGCAUUUUGAAAUGAUGAGUGAAAGAGAGAAAUCCUACUUCUCAGGCAUGAGCAAGUUGGUAUCUGCUCAGGCCUGAGUGUGACCUUGAUUACUCCUUAUAAUACCAGACUGUAUCAUACCCAGAUAGCCUCCAGAAUUGUCUUUGUAUGUAACUUAAAUUAUAUUUAAUUUUAAUCUAUAGUAAUAAAAACAGUUCUGAAAUAAAUGCUUGUUUAAAUGAUG